CUAGAAAACAUUCCGGAACGAAGGAGGGGUUGAUGGGUCUGGGCUGAGCGCCGCCCCGAGCUGUGGGGGUGAACUUUGUCACAAAUAUCCCUCAGCUGGAUUGUUUGCGCGUCCCGUGUCGAUCAGUGGCUGAUGCCUCCUGUGCAGUGCGCUCUGCAAAAUGUACAUCUGGUUCACUGUUUUAGCCGGGCUGGCUGUCCUGUCCCUGUCAUUCUUCAAGACGCUUUUCCCUUACUUCGGCGCGGACUGCAUAUACAUCCUGAGGAGCAUCAAACUUGGCAUCAGGCUCACCAAGUACAAGAAAAUCAAACCUUUUUACAGCAUCGUGGAUUGCUUCUUGGAUGCAGCGAGGACGCAUCCCGCUAAGACCUUCCUGCACUUUGAAGGGCGACAGUAUUCUUAUGGCGAAGUCGAUAAACAGAGCAACAAGGUGGCCAGAGCUCUGCGGGCUGAAGCCCAGCUGAAGGAGGGGGACCCGGUCGCCCUGUUUCUGGCCAACGAACCCAGUUUCGUGUGGAUUUGGCUCGGCCUGGCCAAGCUGGGCUGCCCGGCUGCUCUGCUUAACUUUAACAUCAGAUCCAAGUCUCUGCUGCACUGUUUCUCCUGCUGCGGGGCCAAAGUGAUCAUCGCCUCUGCAGAGCUGCAGGAUGCUGUGGAGGAGGUUUUGCCGACGCUGAGAGAGCAGGGUAUCAGCGUGUUCCUCCUCUCAGAGAGCUGCAGCGUACAGGGCAUCAACGCUUUGUCUGACAAGAUCGCACAGGCCUCGGAUCAGCCGCUGUCCCCGGACCUGAGGGCCAACGUUAACAUCAGGAGCACUGCUCUGUACAUCUACACGUCAGGCACCACAGGUUUGCCCAAAGCAGCAGUUGUCACUCAUGAGAGGGUCUGGGCCGCCUCCUUCAUCCAAGCGGCGUGUGGAAUCACAGCAGAGGACAUCUUCUACAUCAAUCUGCCUCUCUAUCACAGCGCAGGCUUCCUCAUCGGGUUGGCUGGCGCCAUCGAGAGAAGUAUGACCGUUGUUCUGAGGAGAAAGUUCUCUGCGUCUCAGUUCUGGGACGACUGCAGGAAGUACAAUGUGACAGUGAUGCAGUACAUCGGCGAAACAAUGCGCUACCUCUGCAACACGCCCAAGAAAGACAACGACAGGAACCACAGGGUGAAGAUCGCAAUCGGCAACGGAGUCCGAACAGAUGUUUGGUCCGAGUUUCUGAAUCGCUUCGGGGACAUCAAAGUCAGAGAGCUGUACGCUGCCACAGAGGGAAACAUCGGCUUCAUCAACUACACGUCCAAGAUCGGAGCAGUUGGUAGAGUCAAUCCGGUCCACAGGUUUUUCUUCCCCUACACUUUGAUCAAGUUUGACAUUGAGAAGGAGGAACCCGUCAGGAACUCUGAGGGUCUGUGUGUCGUGGCAGCCAGAGGUGAGACGGGACUUUUGGUGGGAAGGAUUACUCAGAGGUCUCCUUUUGUUGGUUACGCUGGCAACAAGCAGCAGACUGAAAAGAAGAGGCUUUGUGAUGUGUUGAAAAAAGGCGACAUAUACUUCAACACUGGAGAUUUGCUUCGGUUUGAUCACCAGAACUUUGUGUACUUUCAGGAUCGAGUUGGCGACACUUUCAGGUGGAAAGGCGAGAACGUGGCCACAUCAGAGGUUGCGGACAUUCUCACAAUGGCUCAAUGCAUUUUGGAGGCAAAUGUCUAUGGUGUUAAAGUGGAAGGUCACGAGGGGCGGAUCGGCAUGGCGGCUGUUGUUUUGAAAGAAGGAGAAGAUUUUGACUGUCGGGACACCUGCAAACAGGUCGUCAACUACCUCCCAUCUUACGCAAGACCUCGAUUCAUCAGGAUUCAGCCCUGCCUGGAGAUGACGGGGACAUACAAGAUGAAGAAGGUGAGGCUGGUGGAGGAGGGAUUCAACCCAGCUCACGUCAAAGAUCCUCUCUACUUUUUAGAUCCUGAGAAAAGGAUGUACGUUCCCCUGACUGAGGAGAUCUACAGAGCAAUCGCUUCGAGGGAAAUAAAGCUCUAACACGGGUACUUCGUCGGCGAUCAGAUAACGUGUUUGUUUACAAAGUAGCAGCUCAUUCAUGGACCUUUUAAGUCAACUUAUCGUUAACUAACCAGAGUGACUUUACAUCAUGUUUUUUAAAUGAACACAACUACUGUGCAUCUCUUUAGCUUUUCUGUUCCAUAAUCCUGACCAUAAUGUGACGUACAGGUAUGUCUCACUGCCACUGUUGUACUUUUAAUAAUUAAAUUCUGGUUAUCUUUUA
Messenger RNA from Scatophagus argus, 2267 nucleotides. RefSeq names its product hsFATP2a_ACSVL_like domain-containing protein. Lineage: Eukaryota; Metazoa; Chordata; Actinopteri; Scatophagidae. The coding region runs from base 161 to 2023 and encodes 620 amino acids. The record is from RefSeq and is a predicted model, not a curated record. Gene Ontology annotation, molecular function: long-chain fatty acid transmembrane transporter activity; long-chain fatty acid-CoA ligase activity. The transcript has 10 exons.